Molecule: messenger RNA, 957 nt
Organism: Talaromyces proteolyticus
Lineage: Eukaryota; Fungi; Ascomycota; Eurotiomycetes; Eurotiales; Trichocomaceae
Product: MAP kinase SakA
Exons: 7
Coding region: 1-957 (318 amino acids)
Biological process (GO): stress-activated MAPK cascade; protein phosphorylation; osmosensory signaling pathway
Cellular component (GO): nucleus; cytoplasm
Molecular function (GO): MAP kinase activity; ATP binding
Source: RefSeq, a predicted model, not a curated record
AUGUGCUACAGAUAUACCGAUCUAAAGCCAAUCGGAUUUGGGACGUUUGGGUUAGUCUGCUCUGCCAACGAUAAGGUGGAACGCAGCAAAGUUGCAAUCAAAAAAAUCGCGCAGCCAUUUCGUUCAAAGGAAACAUCAAAACGAUCGUACCGAGAAAUGAAGCUUUUAAACUCUAUGCAACAUGGAAACGUUAUCAAUCUGAGAAACGUUUUCAUUUCUCCGUCGGAAGACUUAUACCUAGUUACCGAGCUUCUCGAUGCAGAUCUUCAACAAGUUCUUCGCCAAGGCAAAGUUCAAGAUGAAUACGCUCUUUACUUCUUUUACCAGAUUGCGCGCGGGUUAAAAUACAUUCAUUCCGCUGGUGUCAUUCAUCGCGAUCUAAAACCAAAUAACAUCCUGAUCAAUUCGCAAUGUGAUGUCAAACUUUGCGAUUUUGGCUUAGCACGGAUCAAUAGUACUAGAUCAAUGACCGGCUACAUUUCAACGAGGUACUAUCGUGCCCCCGACGUCAUGCUUGCAUGGUGUCAUUACAACACCAGCGCAGAUAUUUGGAGUGCUGGCUGUAUUCUCGCUGAGAUGCUCCUGGGAAGAGUAUUGUUUGAAGGAAAAAGUCAUAUUCAUCAAUUCUCCGUUAUCACGGAAUUACUUGGCACUCCGGAUGAGGAAAUCUUGGAAGAAGCUGGAGAAAAGACGAAGCGAUUUGUCCGGCAACUACAACCUCGCUCGCGGGUACCGUUUUCCAAAGCGUUGGAUAUAGAGGAUUCGUUAGCAACUGACCUUUUGGAACGUGUCCUUGUCUAUUCUAGCGAAAAGAGAUUAUCUGCUAGUCAGAUUUUACAACAUCCAUAUCUUGAAAAAUAUCACGAUUCGACAGACGAGCCAGAUGCGGCAAAAGAGUUCCUCAUACCCCCCUUUGAUACGAGUCUGCCUAUUGACAAAUGGAGAAAGAUAAUGUAA